ACCUGUAGGGGCGGCGCGACUGGACACGGCGUCGCAUUGUGGUGUGGAUCCCACACCGGAGAGACCGACCGGUGCUGAUGCGAGUGUACGCUACGAGUACUUGUGCUCGCUAAAGCCGGCUUCUGCCGCGAUGUCAAGCUCUGAAUCACCGGUCCUGUCUCCACAGGGGCUGCAUUAAGUGAGGUCGGGAUCCGCUAACAUUGAAGGGGAUAUACUGUGUCGCGCAUGCUGUCGGCAGCGAGGAAACGCGCCAUAAGCAUGUCCGAUCACGUUCGCUGGCGGGAGAGCCGGGGCUGAACGGCUCUUCUUGACGAGGGGGCUGGACCGCAGAGGCUGGAAUGGCGGUAUCUGGAGGCCGGCACCCAGCAGAGGGCUGCCUCCUGCUGUAGGGCCUUCUGUGGGAGCAGUACACGAGACGGAGCCCGCAUGGUGCCAACGCGGCUGCUGGUGGGGGUGCGCCUGCUGCUGGUGGUGUGCUCCAUCUCCCUGCUGACGCUGCUGCUGCUGCUGGGCCGCUGCAGCGUGGAGUCACAGUCCGAGGCCGCACUCACAGAUGUCUCCACAGGUGCUUGGUCGCCCCCUCAGCGGCAGCAGCAGCAGUCGCAGCUGGCGCCCCCUGCAGACAGAGGGGGGCGGGCGGAGGCGGAAGGAGAGGUGCGGCGGCUGACGGCGCAGGUGCGGGACCUCGAGAGGCGCCUGCAUGCGCUCACAGGCAGCCUGGAGUGGCUGUCCAGCGGCUCCCCGCGGCCUCUCAGCCCGCUGGCCCCCGGCAACACGACGGCCGCCACUGCGGCGCCGCUGCACGUGCCGCUGACUGCCGAGCAGUGCGUGGAGCAGGCGCGCCGCCACGUGUCGCAGGCCGAGCUGCUGGACAGGGGGCGCCCGCUGGCCAGCGAGUUCGAGAUGGUGGCCUUCUCGCACUUCACGCUGAGCCGCGUCUACCCCGUCGAGCUGGCGCUCGGGAAGCGCGUCGUCGAGAAGCCCAUCGGCUUCCGCAAGCUGGACCUCCUGGAGGCUCUUAUGCAGGCCCUGGAGACUCUGAACAGCAGCAGCGGCGGCGGUGGCGGCGGUGGGGAGCGCUUCUCGCUGUCGGACUUCAGCGAGGGCGUGUACCGCACCGAGCCCACGACGGGCACGCAGUACGAGCUGGUGUUCCGCGGCCCCGGCGGCGGAGGCGGGAGGCGCGUGACGCUGGCGCGGCCGCUGCUGGCGCCGCUGGUGGUGGGGGUGGAGCGGCUGGCGGCCCCCCGGGGGCGGCCCACGGUGCACGUGCUGCUGCCGCUGGCCCCGGGGCCCGCCGCGCACUUCCGCGCCUUCAUGGACAAGUUCGUGCGCAUCGCGCUCAAGAACGACCGCAGGGUGCAGCUGACGGUGGUGUUCUUCGGCGAGGAGGGUCUGGCCGAUGCGCGGUCGGCCAUGUCUCGCGCGCUGUCGCUCUCCCCCCGCGGCGGGCCGCCAGACCAGCUGCGGCUGCUGGCGCUCAACGAGUCCUUCUCCAGGAGCCGCGGGCUGCGCGUCGCCGCCGACAGGGCCGCCGCCGCGCCCGGGGACGCGCUGCUCUUCCUCUGCGACGUCCACCUCGUCUUCAGCGCCAGGUUCCUCGACCGCUGCCGCUGGAACGCCCAGCCGGGCAAGAAGGUGUACUACCCGAUCGUGUUCAGCCUGUACAACCCGCACGUGGUGUACACCCUGCAGGGCCGGCCGCUGCCCCCGGAGGCCGAGCAGCUCGUCAUCUCCAGAGACACCGGCUUCUGGCAGGACGCAGACUUCGCCACCUCCUGCCAGUACAGGUCUGACUUUCUGAAGGCGUCCACCCCGGCGGAGGACCCACCCGGCUGGGGUGGGGAGGGCGUGUCGCUGUACCGCCGCCACGUGCGAUCGCCCGUCAAGGUGGUGCGCGCCACAGACCCCGGCAUCUUCCGCCUGUGGCACCCCAAGGAGUGCAGUCGGCGGCUGCCAGCGGAACAGCUGCGAGCCUGCCUGAGGAUGCGCGCCCUCAGCGAAGCGUCGCACGCGCAGCUGGGACUGCUCGCCUUCCGCGACGAGUCGCGCCACGCCUGACGAUGGAAUACGUCUAGUGGACGAAACGUCGCCUACCUAAGAACGGGCCAUCUCACUGAAGCGUUGUAUACCCAGCUGGGGCCACUCGUGCUCCAAACCUGAUGGUGGACUACCCCUACUACUACGGCAAAACCCUCUUCCCGUGGAAGUGCGCCUUCGCCGAAGCAGAACGUUCGCAGCUCCGGCUGCUUGCCUUCCUCGACUUCAGCAAUGCUUGACGAUGUAGUACGUCCCGCGGCCUGAAGUACGGCGACCUUACAGAAACGACACAUGCACAACUGGCCAAAUGAUGCCUCCCCUGACGAUGAAGUCCGGUUUGCAGUAUAAAUGUUGCCUGUUUCUGGAUGUGUACUCUAAUCAAAACGUCUUAUAUUGCUGGCACUGCUGAAAGUUGUGCUACAGCUGACGUUGGACUCACAUUUCACGGCCGAAAAGUCUCCUGCCUUGGGGCGAAUGCCCUCAGCAAAACAUCACAAGUGCCGCUGAAGCAGCUCCAAUUAUACCAUGGGAUGUGCCAAAACGUCGGCUGGCGGAUGAUGCUCACCCACACACACGUGUCACGUUGUGCUUUAAAGUGAGAUCCGUCGCAUGGUCAAAACGUCUCCAUAGAAUGGCAGUGGUACAGUCACAGAGCUUCAGACCUGCGAAUCAAUGGUACUAAGUAGACUGACUGUGGCUCACCUCACAAACGAGUCUUGGACUGUGUACGAAACUGUGUAG
Messenger RNA from Schistocerca serialis cubense, 2781 nucleotides. RefSeq names its product chondroitin sulfate N-acetylgalactosaminyltransferase 2-like. Bases 427 to 2061 code for a protein of 544 amino acids. Gene Ontology annotation, cellular component: Golgi cisterna membrane. Lineage: Eukaryota; Metazoa; Arthropoda; Insecta; Orthoptera; Acrididae. The record is from RefSeq and is a predicted model, not a curated record. Gene Ontology annotation, molecular function: glucuronosyl-N-acetylgalactosaminyl-proteoglycan 4-beta-N-acetylgalactosaminyltransferase activity. The transcript is spliced from 10 exons.